Messenger RNA from Hippocampus comes (tiger tail seahorse), 1745 nucleotides. It is a transcript of the gene tfap4, whose product is annotated as transcription factor AP-4 (activating enhancer binding protein 4). The record is from RefSeq and is a predicted model, not a curated record. Bases 526 to 1299 code for a protein of 257 amino acids. Gene Ontology annotation, biological process: regulation of transcription by RNA polymerase II. NCBI's taxonomy places the organism in Eukaryota, Metazoa, Chordata, Actinopteri, Syngnathiformes, Syngnathidae. Gene Ontology annotation, molecular function: protein dimerization activity; RNA polymerase II cis-regulatory region sequence-specific DNA binding; DNA-binding transcription factor activity, RNA polymerase II-specific. The transcript has 7 exons. Gene Ontology annotation, cellular component: nucleus.
AAAACAUUAUUUGAGGGCAGCUUAUGCCAUGUAUCAGAAAACUUGUGUUUUGAAUAUUGUAUUGAUCGUCUGUCAGUGAGUACUUAAUUUUAUUGUAGUUGAUCUGAAAAGGGUACUAUUGGGGCAGCCUUUGUGAAAAACUGAGAAAAUUGCAGUUUUGCUCCAGAUUUUCUGGCAAAAUGAAAGAAGCCACCCAUUUGGCCAAAUUAUAUUUUUUUAUUUCACGCUUGAUUUGCUUUGGUGGGCAAAAAUAAUUGGUGUGAAGGACUGGAUGUGGUCCCGAGGACCUUGAGUUUGGGACCUAUGCCCAACGUAGUUUUGAUCAUAUUGACCCUAUUUUUUUUUCCUGAUGGCAGGAACCGGUGAAGGGGGACUCUGCAUGGGGGAGUCCGACCGGGCUCGCGGGCGAGCCGCCAGAGAGUUUCGGAAAAUAGCCUGGCCAACAUUCCUCUGACCCCGGAAACUGCGCGCGACCAGGAGAGGCGAAUCCGCCGCGAGAUCGCCAACAGCAACGAGCGGCGGCGCAUGCAGAGCAUCAACGCCGGCUUCCAGUCGCUGAAGACCCUCAUCCCACACAGCGACGGCGAGAAGCUCAGCAAGGCCGCAAUCUUGCAGCAGACGGCAGAGUACAUUUUCACGUUGGAGCAGGAGAAGACGCGACUACUGCAGCAGAACAGCCAACUCAAGCGAAUCAUACAGGAGUUGAGCGGCUCUUCCCCAAAGAGGAGGCGCGUGGAGGAGAAGGAUGAAGGCAUCGGCUCGCCGGAUAUCCUGGAGGAGGAGAAGACGGAGGACCUACGGCGGGAGAUGAUUGAAUUGAGGCAGCAGCUGGAGAAGGAACGCUCCGUCAGGAUGAUCCUGGAAGAGCAGAUGCGCUCACUGGACGCAGAGUUGUACCCGGAGAAACUGAAGGCUCUGAGCCAGCAGAAACUUGUGUGUGUGCCCCAACACAAGCAGCUGGAGAGGGACCUUACACCUGCCCACAGCCCACAGGUGUCCGCCCCGGCCACCCCUCCCGCGCCCACGCAUCACGCAACGGUCAUCGUCCCCGCACCCGUCCCUCAGCCGCCACCACAGUCUCAUCAUGUCACCGUAGUAACCAUGGGUCCGGCGUCCGUCAUCAACACAGCCUCCACGUCAAGACAGAACCUGGACACCAUCGUCCAGGCGAUCCAGCACAUCGAGGGCACCCAAGGGAAGGUUGGCGGGUGCGAGGAGGAGCAGCGGCGGGCAGUCAUCGUCAGCUCGGGCCGCGUCCUCUCCGACAGCGACGAGCCGGACCACUGCUCACUGCCAUAAGUUGCUGUCCCACACGCACACAUAUUGACAUGCGCUUGCAUACAUCCCCCAAAACAACAACAGUGGACUUUCGACAGGGUCGGUGGUCGCAUUGAAGCACUCUUUUUGUACACAUUUACCUACUUACAGUAUAGUACCGUGAUAGGCAGUUUCGCCAUGCUUAUAUAUACUUUGGACAACCCCCCCUUGCUCAUAUCUGGCUCACUUAUAGAAAGGCCAUUCGAGCAGCUGCUUGACUUGACUGACUGUACUUUCGUAGUGGAUGUUACUCAUUCAAGCUGCACGUCUUUUUGUUUUUCUUUCCGCUCGCCAUGAAAACCAAAUUCGCCACAUCCUCCAGGCGAGGGCCCGACUGAUAUGGAUUUUUGGAGGCCGAUAUUUGGCUGAAUUAAAUUCAGAUAACAGUUUAAUCGGUUAUUUAUAUAUAUAUAUAUAUAUAUAUAUAU